Molecule: messenger RNA, 483 nt
Organism: Bipolaris oryzae ATCC 44560
Lineage: Eukaryota; Fungi; Ascomycota; Dothideomycetes; Pleosporales; Pleosporaceae
Exons: 1
Coding region: 1-483 (160 amino acids)
Source: RefSeq, a predicted model, not a curated record
AUGGACCACGCUAAGUCAGCUCUCAGCCAGCCUCCUCACAGCAACGUCCCUUGCUCGGAUCAAUGCCAAUUUCCAACGGUGGACAAGCCGCUCACCAACGAGUCAGGCAACGCAGACUCUAAACAGCCCUCCCAAGGCAAACCGGGCCUCACUCCCUCCGGCUCCAACCCUCGCUCUUCUGCUGGGCACUCCACAGCUACAUCCAAGAAUCAACGCCGCGCAUUACGCUGCUGUCUCUGCCUGCAAGAGCUAAUUAUCACCUUCCUCACCGAGCACACCCAGCCCUCUCUCAUCACCCUCCAGCCAACCAACCACCACAGCAUCAUGCAGCAGGCCGGCUCCCUGCUCGUAUCCAUGGAACAUGCGUUGCGCGACCUGCAGCUCACCAUCCCAGCCAAGUACCAUACCUUGUGGCUUAAGCAUCAGAUGGAUGGGUACACCAAGACUCUGGAGGCCCUGCGCGAAUUCAUGCGUGGAGGCUGA